Messenger RNA from Perkinsus marinus ATCC 50983, 417 nucleotides. RefSeq lists its product as hypothetical. Lineage: Eukaryota; Perkinsozoa; Perkinsida; Perkinsidae. The transcript has 3 exons. The record is from RefSeq and is a predicted model, not a curated record. Bases 1 to 417 code for a protein of 138 amino acids.
AUGCUUGCCCGUUUUCAUUUGCGUAGCGGUGGUGUUCUUGUGUACCGAAGAGCAUGUUGGCACGUGGUACAGACGGUGGGGUUCGCCUCAGUGAACGAGACCCCUAGUGAGAGGAGACGACGUAGGAGGAUGCGGACCAGUGACGAGGACAUGGAACUGAUGGAUACGAAGGAGAAGCUGAAAUGGGCGGCCACGGUGGUCGUGGCCACCGUUUUACCUCUAUAUGUCAUGUACCGCUCCGCCGCUACAACUUCGGCCAAAUAUACGGAGCAACUGGCCUUGCAAGAGGCUGCCGAACGACGUGAGUGGCUGAGAAUGGCAGCAGUCCAUGAGAAGGCUGAACAGAAGUAUUCGGCCGACCCUGCUGAGAGAGCCAAAGGGGAGGCGGAGUUAGCAAGACCUGGGCAAACGCUGUAG